This is a messenger RNA of Laetiporus sulphureus 93-53, 3512 nucleotides long. RefSeq lists its product as uncharacterized. The transcript is spliced from 22 exons. The record is from RefSeq and is a predicted model, not a curated record. The coding region runs from base 68 to 3400 and encodes 1110 amino acids. Gene Ontology annotation, molecular function: NAD+ poly-ADP-ribosyltransferase activity. NCBI's taxonomy places the organism in Eukaryota, Fungi, Basidiomycota, Agaricomycetes, Polyporales, Laetiporaceae.
UCUUGGGAUGAACGCCCACCCUCGUACUGGGAAUCACCGUCGUAUCGUGUUUACAUAGUGCGGUACAAUGUCCUCAAAGAGGCCUCGUGUUUCCGGCGGUUCGGAUAAAGAGCCACAGAAAGGUGCGAAGCACCAGAGGAUGGCGGAUUACACGUUUUCCAUACCGUCGCCACCAUCUCCAUCGAUUUCUGAACAUCCAAGUAUGGCAGCAGCGGGAGAUCCGAGCGACUUCGGCGUUACUUCAAAGAGUACCAAUUUGAGAGGGCGAAAGAGGUUUCUGGCAGAUCUAGAGGCUGUGCAGAGGGCAUCUAUCGAACAUAGGGGCUUGAGGCUCACUGAUAUACAACUCGGAGAGGAGGAAGGGACAUUCAACUGUCGCGUUUCGCGAACCGGUGGUGUGCAUGUUCUUUCGCUGAACUUCCUAGUAUCCGACACAUCUGAGUACCCUAGCGACCAUGUGCUGUUCUGUUAUUCAUCAGAUGAACCCGUUCCCGAACAAUUCAAGGAAGCAAUUGAUGAAAUCCCACGCCAGGGAGCCCUUAGCCUUAGGCACACAUUAGACGGGCUUCUUACCACCUUUGCUAAGAUUUUGAAUAGAGAACCACACUCAGUCGACGAAGAAGAGGAUCAAGAUGAAGAAGAAGACGUAGAUGGAAUAUUUGAAGAUUAUGACACUUACUCGGAGGACAAUCUCGGUAUCACAGCCAAGAACAAGAGCAAUAUCGACAUGAAUCUCAUGCAACGAGAUUUCAAUGAGAUGAUCGUCUGGAAUUAUCGGCCUGGCUACAUUUCCUUCGGGACAGACGAGUUUAUACUUUCUGUCUCGCUGCCAGUGGUCGCGCUCACCCGAGACAUUCCUGCUCGUGCGUUGAUGGCAUGGGACCGUCGGUUGCUAUCCCAGAGCCAGCACCUGACAAUGCUCAUUUCGGGUAUGCGAGGCACUUAUCCCGUUCUCGAGCGUGAUGGCAUCCUGCACCCAGAAGCUUCUAUGCGAGAUGCCAUCUUGCAGUUCCGGGUCGGACUCACUCCCAACUACAAGCCCACGAAGCAGGACGCCAUGGAUGCAGUACGCGUGUUCAGAAUGAAACAAGAGGUUCAAAACCUCAAAUCAAAUUCAAAAGCACAAACCGCUUCUGCUGUUGGUGCUCCUGUAUCAUAUGAUGGCGACGACGCCUCUGAAAACAACGACGAGGAGCCACAGCCCGAUCCGUCAACUUUCCAGUCAUUCAGUCUGAGCGCAUCGCUCGAGUCGCUAAUGAAUGACUAUUUCCUCCGUGUCAUGCAGCUACGGCUGAAGUAUGACCUAGGAUGGGCAGGCGCAGAAAUGCUAUGCUGGCAAGCUGAGAAGAUGCAGCAAAGGCCAGAGGAUGCCUUAAAUUUUGUCUGGAUGCAUGUACGAGCAGCUGACGAACAAGAGGCGGUUUUGCAACAAAGCUACAAUCUACCUCCGGAUCCACUUCUCUCUGGUCAGUCUGACGGACACAUCAACCUGCCCUUGUUGGCAUUCUGCUAUCUAAUUCGUCGACUGAUGCUUUGUUCUCGCUACUGCAUUGUGUGUCAUGAUAGGCUGAACACAGAGUACGAAACGUUGAAGCCAUACGUCUGUGACUCGAGGCUCUGUACUUACCAAUACUACUUCCUGAAUCGUGGUCUGUCGCUUGAGUACGAGAUUCGUGCCAACCCCGAGGUUGUCGACCUUCUUGUCUCGUUAGCCUUCGUGGCAGCGCGGGAAGGGGCACUUGAUAAUCCCUUGCCCAUCGGAAUGGGUCUUCGAGUGGCCAACCCCGGAGGCGCACCGACGGGCGAGCCCGAUAGCCUUUGCGACUUCGACACUUUGACUCUACCACAGAUGCAGUCAGCCAUAGCGAACCUCAUACAGACUUUGCCUCCAAUUGCGGAUGUAAAGAAGUUUCUAGAUAAACAUGAUACCAUUGGUAAGGCGAAGCCGAGGCUUCACGACAUGAACCCCCAGACCCCUAGUGCCGCUUGGCUGGUGCUUCGGUGGUGUAUUGCAUCAUGCACAGCUCAUGUGGAGGAGCUAAGCCCUGUGGAUUGCAUCCAGGGCAUCGAUUCUACUUGGAGACAGUUUCGCUUCAGCAUAGGAGCUCCUGAUGUAGAAGCCCGAUUCAAGACUGCGUUGAAGGCGGCCCAGAACCAGGAUCCCAACGCCUUAGACUAUCCUGCGCUCUACGCUUUCCAUGGCUCUCCGCUGAAGAAUUGGCAUUCAAUCAUCCGCCAUGGCCUAUGGUAUAAGACUAUUGCUAACGGUCGGGCGUACGGUGACGGCGUGUACUUUUCAAAGGAAGGAUCUCUCUCGAUGCAAACGUAUGCCAGGACGAGCACGUCGUGUUGGUCGAACAGUUCGAUCGGUGCUCAGCAGUGCUGUGCUCUGGCAGAAAUCGUGAACCUUCCACAACAGUUUGUCAGGACAAACCCAUUUUUCGUCGUGAAGGAUACCGAAUGGAUUAUGUGCCGUUAUCUCCUUGUAAAAUCGGCUUCAAACACCGAGGAGGUUCCAGAGGAUAAUACUGAGACGGAAGUUGAGCAGGAAGUGAUCCCAUUUGUCCCCUUGGAUCCACGUCAUCCCAUCACUAUGUCCACGGCGUCGAUUCGCAUUCCAGAUCCCUCUUACAAGCUCGUGAAGCUUCUCGAGGUCCGUCAGCAAGAGCAAUCCGAUGCAAUGGACCUCUUCGAUGAAGACGACAUGAGAGUAUUUGAUUAUCAAGCGGUCGCUCCGGAUCCUGCAGUAUGCGAAGAGCCCACCAAUGCGGACGACUGGGUUCACGAUGCUGCCUGGGUCAACGCGACUGUUGAACAUUUACUGCCUCCGCCCAGCGAGGCGACUCCACAGGCGACCAUGGCGCUGCAGAAGGAGUUGAAAUCCAUGCUCCGCGAACAAGAAAAAGCGAAGAGCCUGAGGGAGCUCGGCUGGUAUAUGCCUCCUGAUCUGAUCGGCGAUAAUCUCUUCCAGUGGAUUGUCGAGUUGCAUUCGUUUGAGAAAGAGUUACCGAUCGCGAAGGACAUGGAAGCCCAAGGUAUCAAUUCUAUCGUAUUCGAGAUACGCUUUCCACCGAGCUAUCCGCAUGCGCCGCCUUUCUUCCGUAUCUUGAAACCGCGGUUCCUUCCCUUCAUACGUGGCGGAGGAGGCCAUGUCACUGGUGGAGGAUCGAUGUGCAUGGAUCUGUUGACUGCAGAUGGCUGGCUACCAAGCUACAGCAUAUCCGCGAUCUUGCUGCAGAUAAAGCUGGCGAUAUCAAACCUCGAUCCACGACCUGCUCGCCUUGCGAGUAACUGGGAUCAGGCCUAUAACAUGAACGAGGCUCUCGAAGGAUACAAGAGAGCCGCGAAUACCCACGGUUGGAAGAUCCCUCAAGGUCUUGAACGUCUUGCGUUGAACUGAGUGUCCUUGUUUUGCCAGCAUAUGUCCCAUCCUCUGUACAACUUCUGUGUAUUCAUACCAUUGCUGUCGUUAUGUAGAUGUGAGAUAUGUGAAACAUUAUUGACCAGAGCAA